Botrytis deweyae is the source of this 207-nucleotide messenger RNA. RefSeq lists its product as uncharacterized. Lineage: Eukaryota; Fungi; Ascomycota; Leotiomycetes; Helotiales; Sclerotiniaceae. The transcript is spliced from 2 exons. Bases 1 to 207 code for a protein of 68 amino acids. The record is from RefSeq and is a predicted model, not a curated record.
AUGACCAGGAAUACUCAAGCCUCGAGGAUGUGCUCCAGAGAAGGAACGUUCCGCUGUCAUUUUCGUAACAAACUCUUUUCAGCAGUCAAAUUGCCACGUCAAGAUUCGAGAGAGAGCAUUAUCGCCAAUAAUCACAUUGUCACCGAUAUACAAGGCAAAAGUGCUCCCGUCAACAGUCUCUCGGCACCUAUUACUUAUCAGCCAUGA